This is a messenger RNA of Guillardia theta CCMP2712, 1020 nucleotides long. RefSeq lists its product as hypothetical. The record is from RefSeq and is a predicted model, not a curated record. The coding region runs from base 1 to 1020 and encodes 339 amino acids. Gene Ontology annotation, molecular function: protein binding. The transcript has 19 exons. NCBI's taxonomy places the organism in Eukaryota, Cryptophyceae, Pyrenomonadales, Geminigeraceae.
AUGCAGGUAGUGGUUGAGAAGGUGAAACUGAAUCGAAUCGGCUCCUCUCACGUCACUCCCUCUCUGGUCAAUUCUGCCUUGUCUAUACAUGGGACGAUUGCUGCCUUCCCGCACCUGAACGACGUCAUAACUGUCGACAUGUCAAACCACAAGGUUGAAUCCUUGGAAUGCAGGCACUGCGAUGGCGAAUCGACGAUAAUGCAAGUGAAGGUCCUUGCCGCCGGGGACCUCACCAUUAUAGUAGCGGGCACCAUCGGCGGGGUGGUGAAGAUUUGGGAUGCAGAGACCUUAAGGCUGAUAACGACGUACACGCUGCCCAUGAGGCAAGAAAUGCAGGUCGACAGACAAAACUAUGCUAAGGGGAUUGAGAUCGUGAAAACGAGCCAAGGCUACUCCCUCAUAGUUGGGACAAACUUUGGAAAUUUGCACGUCUUUGUGAAAGAAGGGGUUUCAUUUCUUCACGAGAAUGUAAAGGAUUGUGUGCAAGAGGAAGUCCACAAGGAUCCAAUAGCUGACAUCGCAACCAAUGGCAAGGAGGGAGACUUGACGGUGGAGGGGUGCAGAUUCGCGGUGGCUGAUGAAGCUGGGAACAUAUCCGUAUGGAGCGUUGCUCCUCUGAUUCCGAUUCUUUCGUUCAAGGCCGUUGGGGAGAGCUUGACAGCUGUAUGCAUGCGGAACGACCUUGUCAUCGCGUCAACGAUGUUGGGGAAAAUUUUGAUCUUCAGCCAAACGUCCGAGGCCCUUACGUGCGAAAUCUCCGCUCACACCAGGAGCAUCACGGCGAUCUGCAUGCACCCGACGAGAGACUUGGUGGCCUCUGUCUCGGAGGAUACCUACAUCAACAUCUGGAACUUGGAGGGUCUGGACUCGAAGGAGAUCGAGGCGAUCAAAUCGAUCUCUGUCAAGGACUUGAUGAUUUGUGGAGUUCAGUUCUUCGGCGAUGAACCUUCGAAUGUGGCAGCCCUCGGAUACGAUGUCGAGGCCAUCCACGUGAUCUCAGGCAGCUCCAUUGCUGCUUAG